AAAACAAAAUAGGCGGGGACUGGCUGGCUUUGGAAAGUUGUCAAUAACUAUGAGAGAAAAGUUUUGGGUAUAGAGAGAAGCAAACGCUGUAUGCUGCGCGAUAGGUCACCCUGGCAUGGAUUACGUUACUAGCUUCACCGGGAGGAGCGGCCGGGUGCUGAAGGGCACGGCUAACAGGCUAUGGCUCGGGUUGCGAGAGGUUCAUUUUCAAGACUACCUAAAGGAAGGCGUCAUGCAUGACUCGCCGCCGGACAGCCCAGAUGAGUUGCACCCUCUGCCCUCAGAUACUGGACAAAAGAAGACCCUAGAGAAGAAAGAUGGGAGACGAAUGUCCUUUCAGAAGCCAAAGGGAACCAUGGAAUAUACAGUGGAAUCAAGGGAUUCAUUAAACAGCAUAGCCCUUAAAUUUGAUACAACACCAAAUGAGCUGGUUCAGCUAAAUAAAUUGUUUGCUCGAGCUGUUGUCCCAGGACAGCUUUUAUAUGUACCAGAUCCAGACUACAUUUCCAGCGUGGAAAGUUCACCUUCUCUAAGUCCAAUAAGCCCUCUGUCACCAACUUCUUCAGAAAUUGAAUUCGAGAAAAGUAUUGAUCCAGAUGGCAUCCACCACAAGGAGUCAACUUCCUCCCCCGCCUAUGCUGCCAUUCGGCCAUCCAGAGUUGUGUCAUCCACAUCUGAAGAGGAGGAGGCAUUUACAGAGAAGUUCCUAAAAAUUAACUGCAAGUACAUUACAGAUGGAAAGGGAACCGUGAGUGGUGUGCUCCUUGUGACUCCAAAUAACAUAAUGUUUGAUCCCCAUAAAACUGAUCCUCUUGUUCAAGAAAAUGGUUGUGAAGAAUAUGGCAUUAUGUGUCCAAUGGAAGAGGUGACCUCAGGAGCUAUGUACAAAGACAUAGUUAACCGCAAGCUAAAGGACUCUAUUCCUGUAGAUGUAGAACAACUUUGUAUUAGAGAUUUCUGCCAUUUAAAGAAAAUGUCACAGGGUAAUACAAAUGAAAUAGAGGGAAAAAUUUGGGAUACAGGAAACGACAGUGCCAGCACAGCCCCACGGAGCACAGAAGAGUCACUUUCUGAAGAUGUGUUUACUGAAUCUGAGCUUUCUCCAAUUCGGGAAGAAUUUCAUUCUUCAGAUGAACUAAGGCAGGAUAAGUCAUCAGGGGCCUCGUCAGAGUCCGUUCAAACUAUUAACCAGACUGUUGUAGAAUGUCCUUCAGCAAACAUUUCAGACUCUGUUAAUGAUGCAGGUGAUGUCGAAACAAAACAUGAACAAUCUGGUAAUGACAGUGGUAUUGCUAGUAAUGCCAACGAUAUGGAAACUUCCUUAAAGUCGGAUGAAGACUUAGAUAAACAACUUACAGAAUCUACUGCAAUAUUAUCAAAUGUCAGUGAGGACAGCAAAGAAAGGGACAGUUCGCAAUUACACACUGGAGAAGAUGAGAGAACGUCGAACAGUGACCAAAUCAGGGACCAAAAACUUUGCACAGAAGAGGCUACCAUGAGUAGCCACAUAAAUGAUACAAACCAGGAAGAUCUUUUAAAGAAGUUCUCAGGAGAUUCAGAAAAUGAAGCGGAGGAGCUGCGCAAACUGUGGAAAACACUAACUAUGCAACAAGCCAAACAGCAGAGGGAAACCAUGCAACAUGAGACACAGAAAGAAGCAAUGCAGAAACUGUCAGCCACAGAAACAAAUACUGAAGGUGUAUGUUCAGCUUUUGCCAAAGAAAAAAGAAGACAUCGAUCUCAUAAGUAUUUGUGUCUAAGGGUUGGAAAGCCAAUGAGAAAAACAUUUGUGUCCCAAGCAAGUGCAUCAAUGCAGCAGUAUGCUCAGAGAGAUAAACUUGAAUACUGGUUUGCUGUUCCACAUGAGCGGACCGAUCACCUGUACUCCUUUUUUAUUCAGUGGAGUCCAGACAUAUAUGCUGAAGAAACGGGGGAAUCUGCGCGAGAGCCAGGGUUUGUAGUGGUAAAAAAAAAUGAGGAGCCUGAAACCUUUGAGUAUUCGCCAAAUGACUCAGCUGCAAGAUUGUGGGAGGUAGUAUCAGUGGCUGAGUACCACCGCAGGAUCGAUGCUCUAAAUACUGAAGAACUGCGCACUCUCUGCAGACGUCUCAAGAUCACCACAAGAGAAGACGUGAACCCUAGACAGGCCACAAGCAUUAAGGCCGAUCUGGAGCCUGAAGCUUUUCGACCAAAUCUCAGUGAUCCAAGCUUACUUUUGCAAGUUGACCAAAUUGAAAAGCUUAGUAAACAUCUUCCGCCCAGAACAAUUGGAUAUCCAUGGACGCUGGUCUACAGUACUGCUAAACAUGGAAUGAGCAUAAAAACUCUGUACAGGACAAUGCAAGGAUUAGACACCCCAGUACUGCUGGUGAUUAAAGAUAGUGAUGCACAGAUUUUUGGUGCAUUGGCAUCUGAACCAUUUAAAGUAAGCGAUGGCUUUUAUGGUACCGGGGAAACCUUUUUAUUUACAUUCUGUCCAGAAUUUCAGGUCUUUAAAUGGACAGGAGAUAAUAUGUUUUUCAUUAAAGGAGAUAUGGAUUCGUUAGCAUUUGGUGGAGGAGGAGGAGAAUUCGCUCUUUGGCUUGAUGGUGAUCUCUAUCACGGGAGAAGUCACACAUGUAAAACAUUUGGAAAUUCUACACUUUCUAAGAAAGAAGAUUUCAUUGUUCAAGAUAUAGAAAUUUGGGCGUUUGAAUAAAUAUAUCUGUAUAUAACCAUAUAAAUAUAUAGGCACAAAACACACAGAGAACUGUCUCUGCUGACUAAUUCCUCAUCCCUUUACAGGUGUGAAGUAUUUUAAGCUAAUGUCCUGCAGCUUAUUAAUAUACUCCAUUUUAAUAUAUAUGUAUUUUUGUUAAUAUUUAAACAUAGAUAUUUUUUAUUUUCGGUAGAGAUAAAUAUUUUCAGAAAAAUAAUUUAAUUUUUUUUUUUUUUUUAAAUAAAGAAUGCUCUUUGGUUUGCUCCAUAAGUAAAUGCAUAUCGUAAAUAAUUGGGUAACAUAUUUUCAUGUUUUAAGCUGUAGGUCUAAAACCAAUGCUGCAGAUUUUCACAAUUCCUUGUAACUCCUACCUAAACAGUAAAUAUUAACACCAAAUUUGAAAGUGUUCUUUUCAGCUGUGCUUUGGGCUUUUUCAGAUUAAACAACUUCUAAAAAGAAAAAAACAUUUUAUACAAGCAAAAUAUUGAUAUUGAUCUGUUUUUUUGGGGGGCUCAGACAAGCUCAAGGCAAAUAGCUUACUACUACCCCUAAAAAGAAUAUUCCUGUAGAAAAAUAAGACAGUCACAAUUUGUAUUGAGUGAUUAUAUGUUGUACAUUAGUACCAAAUAUGACAAAAUGGUUGAUGUGUAUAAGUAGAUAAUAUUGUAACUUGUAUUAUUUGUUGAUUCUGCAAACUAACGUGACCCCGAGGAACAAAUACAGUCUAGACUUCAUCAGUAGCUGUUUUGUAGACAAAUAAGCCUUUGUGCAAUAAUGGCUCAUCAAAACACUUUCAAUGACAAAGCUUAUAUUCUGUGUUAUGCAAGUUAAUUGCUGUUAUAAAUGUGACAGUGACUUAUUUUUGUGCUGAAAAUUCAGAUAAACAUGUAUAUUAUUUUGUAAAUUAAUGUUGAAAGUUAAUUUGUUCUUAUAGGAAGUGUUGAUGAACGGGUUGCUUAUAGCACUUUAAAUUAUUUUCAAUAUAAAAAAAGCCAAAUGGAAUGGCUUUAUGUAGGCUUAAAUGUACAGCACCUGGAAAUAUUAAUUUAAAAAUAAAUAAAUGAAACUUAUUGCUUUGGUAUUAAAGGGAAGACAUUCUAUCUCUCAUGCUGAAUGUGAAUAGAAAUACAGGGCAUCAUUUUUCUGUGUAUAUAGUUCAUUGCUCUUAGAAUUUAGAUUAAAUGUUUACAGAUUAGGAUAAAAUGUAAAUAUAUUAGAGCAGCAUUUCACCCUUUUUGGUCUUCCACAGCACUAUUAUUGUCUUUGUGGAUUUAAGACUAUUACUAAUCCUGUAAUGGAUUUUAAGUACUAUAAGGUCAUAGUGAUAUUAUAAAUAUAUGUAUAAAUAUAUAUAUAUAGAAAAUAAAAAAAUAAAUUCAUGUACAAUAAA
Messenger RNA from Bombina bombina (fire-bellied toad), 4088 nucleotides. RefSeq names its product oxidation resistance 1 (gene OXR1). The transcript is spliced from 15 exons. The record is from RefSeq and is a predicted model, not a curated record. Gene Ontology annotation, cellular component: nucleus. Bases 116 to 2698 code for a protein of 860 amino acids. Gene Ontology annotation, biological process: response to oxidative stress. Lineage: Eukaryota; Metazoa; Chordata; Amphibia; Anura; Bombinatoridae.